GCCGUGUGCGGGUCGGGGUGGCGCGGCGCGGCGGGUUCUCCGCGGCGGGGAGGAAGGGGAAGGCAGGGGUCUCCGAGUAGCUUGGUGCGUUUAGGUGCUUCCCUGCUGGGUGCCUGGAUGAGCAGGAGAGAGGAGCUGGCCCCCUGCAGAGCCUGGCAGGCAGCCUCCUCUUGAUUUAAUGGGCACUUGUGAGAGCUUGACAGGAGCGAGGGGCGCUCGCUUUUGCGGUGCACGGGCAGGACUGAGAAGACUUUGCUCACUGUAGGACCCGGAGUGGCUUGGAUUUGACAGAGGGAAAUGCUGCAGCAUGAGCCCACCGCCUAGAGAGAAGGGAUCGCACCUCCUCGGCACCGCUCCCUGAGCCAGCCCCACAGCAGCCGUCCGGCGGGGAGCCUGCACGGGGUCCGACGCCGGGAGCAGCCCUCCCCAGCCGCUCCGCCCGCCCGGCUCGGCGAGAUGCGCUCGCCGCCGCCUUCAUGCCGGCAGGGGGGACUCUGAGCCGCCGCUCCGCGCCCUGCGAACCUCUCGGGCAGACACGCCGGACAGCGGUGGGGCCUUGCGGCGUGGCCCGGUCCGGAGCCACCCACGUGUCACCGGCCAGCGGUCCCCGGUGAAGGCGCCGGCUCCAGCCAGUGCUGCUGAGGGGCGCCCCUGAGCCUUUCUCCGCUGAAACCGGCGGCGUCCCCCGGGGUGGCGGCGGAGCCCGCCCAGCAGCCGCGAUCCGGUGCCCCAUGGUGCUGCUGCGGAAGCUGCCGGGGAUGCCGGGCUGGCCGGCGGCGCUGGGGCUGCGGCUGCCGCAGAAGUUCCUGUUUCUGCUCUUCCUCUCGGGCCUGCUCACGCUGUGCUUCGGGGCCCUCUUCCUUCUGCCCGAUUCCUCCCGCUUCAAGCGCCUCUUCUUGCCCCGCCGGGCCGCCGCCUCCUCCUCCUCCUCUUCUUCCUCCGCCUCCUCCGCCUCCUCCUCUUCCACCCGCGACACCGACCUGCCCCGCAGCCCCCCUGCUGCCGCCGAGCCCCGCCACGCCAGCCCCGCGGCUCCCCGCCGCCUCCGGGAGAAGCUCCGCACCGCCGCCCGCAUGGCCGGGCCGCCGGCUCACACCGCGCCGGGCGCGCGGCAGCAGGUGCAGGGCGGCGAGCGGCGAGCCCAGCCCGCCACUGAGGCUCCGCUCGUGCGGGAGACUCCAGCUCCGUUCCACUUCGACUACGAGCGGUUCCGCCGGAGCCUCCGGCACCCGGUGCGGGGCAGGCGGCCCGGCGAGGACCCCGAGACCCGCUCCCGCAGGAUGAAGGUUAAAGAGAUGAUGAAAUUUGCUUGGGAUAACUACAAGCAAUAUGCACUCGGCAAAAAUGAACUGCGACCACUGACUAAGAACGGCCACAUUGGUAACAUGUUUGGAGGCCUUCGAGGAGCUACAGUGGUAGAUGCCUUAGAUACUCUGUACAUCAUGGAACUUGAGGAGGAAUUCCAAGAAGCAAAGAAGUGGGUGGAGAAAAACUUUGACUUGAAUGUGAAUGGAGAAGCAUCCUUGUUUGAGGUGAACAUCCGCUAUAUUGGAGGACUGUUGGCUGCAUACUACUUAACUGGAGAAGAGAUGUUCAAGAAUAAAGCUCUGGAACUUGGAGAGAAACUUUUGCCAGCAUUUAACACCCCGACUGGUAUCCCACGUGGCGUCAUAAAUCUGGGCAGUGGCAUGAGUUGGAGUUGGGGUUGGGCAUCUGCUGGAAGCAGCAUUUUGGCAGAAUUUGGUACCUUGCACUUAGAGUUCCUGCACCUCUCAGAGCUCUCUGGCAACCCAGUGUUUGCAGAAAAGGUGAUGAACAUCCGCAAAGUCCUGAACAGAGUUGAGAAGCCACAGGGUCUUUAUCCCAACUUUCUCAGCCCGGUGACGGGGAACUGGGUGCAGCACCAUGUCUCCAUUGGGGGGCUAGGAGACAGUUUUUAUGAAUAUCUUAUCAAGUCUUGGCUGAUGUCAGACAAGAAAGACUUUGAAGCUAAAAGGAUGUAUGACAAUGCACUCGAGGCAAUAGAAAAGCAUUUGGUCAGAAAGUCUGCUGGAGGAUUGACCUACAUCGCUGAAUGGAGGGGUGGUGUCUUGGAGCACAAAAUGGGCCAUUUGGCUUGCUUCUCUGGGGGUAUGAUAGCACUUGGAGCUGAGCACGCUGGAGAGGAGAGGAAGCAGCACUACAUGGAUCUCGCUGCAGAAAUAACAAACACGUGUCACGAGUCUUACACACGCUCAGAUACCAAACUGGGCCCUGAAGCCUUUCGCUUUGAUGCUGGGACUGAAGCCAUGGCAACCAGACUUAGCGAACGCUACUACAUCCUGCGCCCAGAGGUGGUGGAAAGCUUCAUGUACAUGUGGCGGCUGACGCACGAUCCCAAGUACAGGCAGUGGGGCUGGGAGGUUGUGAAGGCCCUGGAAAAACACUGUAGAGUAGAAGCUGGUUUUUCUGGAAUCCGAGAUGUUUACACCACAACCCCAACCCAUGACAACAUGCAACAGAGUUUUUUCCUCGCAGAGACUCUGAAGUACCUCUAUCUUUUGUUCUGUGAAGAUGAUGUGCUGUCCCUGGACGACUGGGUGUUCAACACAGAGGCUCACCCCCUGCCAGUCAACCACACGAACUUUAAAGCGAGCGUGCAGUAGUGAGGCCAUUGCCCAGCACCCUGCUUCUGCAGCGUCAGCGGGUUGCUGCCUUUCCUUUCCAUUAAAGGAAUUCCCAUUGACCCUGAAAUGGUAUUUUGGGGCACUAGUCCAAUUCCGGACAGUAUUAUAUGGGGAAGAUGAAACCACGAUGUAAGCACCUUCUUUUCCUCUGUGAGGAGCUCUAUUAGCCUGAUAAUGAGAUGUUUAUUCUGGGCCAUAUUGUACACAGUUCAUAGACAUUCCUUUAUACAGAGAAUUUAUAUGAAAUCCAUUGACUUUGCUUUAUAGUGGCCAAAGGACUGGAAGUUUGCCAUAAAAUACACUUCACACACACCUCUUUUGUUUUUCUGUUUCAUUUUUGCCUUUUGUGUGCUCUUGGAUUUACUGACUAACAGUUUUCAACAUACUGUGCUUUCUAGGUGGUAGGCUUUCUCGGCACUUUAGGAAGAGCAAGAUAGAAAGAGGAAGGGGAGUUGCCCUUGAUGUGGGAGAGCAGCUGGUGUGCAUGGAGCUCUGCUUGGGGAGAUGACAGAUAGCUUAUGGGUUAGGAUCAAAGAGAGGACAGGUAAAGGGGACAUUGCAGUGAGUGUCUGCUGUAGACCACCUGACCAGGAAGAACAAGAGGAUCAGGCCCUCUGCAGACAGAUUGGAGCAGCCAAUUCAGGUUUGAAUCUGCAGGCCCUGGUCUUCAUGGGGAAUUGAACCACCCUGGUAUCUGCUGGAGGGACAACACAGCAGGACAUAAGCAAUCCAGGAGGUUCCUUGAGUGGACUGAUGAUAGCUCCCAUCUCCAAGUGACAGAGGAGAUAAGAGAUGGCUCUGCUGGACCUCAUAGAAGCAGGGGCUUGUUGGAGGUGUGAAGAUCAAAGGCAGCUUUGGCUGCAGUGACUGUGAGAUAUGGAGUUCAGGAUCUUGAGGGCAGAGAGUAGGGUGAAAAGCAAGCUUACAACCCUGGACUUCAGGAGAGCACGCUUUGGCCUCUUCAAAAUCUGCUUAGAAGGGUCCUGUAGAAAGACUGGGGAGAAGAGGGGCCUGAGAAAGCCAGUUAAUAUUCAAGAAUCGUGUCCUCGAGGCUCAAGAGAGUUUCAUUCCAGUGAGCAGGAGGCCAGGCAGAAAUGCCAGGAGGCCUGUGCAGACGAGCAGAGAGCUCCCAGCCAAACUCAAACACAAAAAGGAAGCAUACAGUGGGUGUAAGCAAGGAUGAGUAACCCAGGUGAACCCGGGGGAUCUGUCACACAGGGCAUGGAAAAGGCUGAAAUACCAAAUACCACCUUUGCCUCAGGCUGUACUAGCAAGGCUGGCCUUCAGAAACCCUGGGUUCCACAGAUCAGAGGAAAGGCUGGAGCAAGAAAUAUGUACCCUUGGUGGAAGAGGAUAAGGUCAGAGAAUACUUAAGCAAACUGGACUAUCCUAAGUCUGUGGUCCUUGAAGGUGUGUACCUACAAGUUCUGAGGGAACUCUUGCUAAUGGAUAUAAAUACCUGAAGGAAGGGUGCAAAGAGAAAGAUUCAGGCUCACUCCAGUGGUAACCAGAGGCAGUGGGCACAAGCUGAAACACAGGAGGGUCCUUAUGAGUCUGAGGAAAUGCUUUUUUACUCUGAGGGUGACUGAGCGCUGGCACAGGUUACUCAGGGAGGCUGUGGGAGUCUUCAUCAUUGGAGAUUCUCAAAAGCUGCCUGGGCAACAGGCUGUGAGUAGCCCUGCUUGAGGAAGGGAGGUUGGACCAGAUGGACCCCAGCAGUCCCUGCCAGCCCCAACCAUUCUGUGAUUUCAAAACUGUAACUAAAUCAAAACCUGUCUGCAAAUUCUUGAUCCUAAUGCAUUUUUAUAUACUUUUUUCUGUGCUCUUAAAACACAUUUACCACACAUCACAUCUCAUUUAACUCUCCUUUAUCAUUUUAGUGUUUUUCUACUUUUAUUUGGAACUAAAUGUUGUGAGUCACUUGUAAUAAUUUCACUCCUGUAAUAGUCAAAU
Colius striatus (speckled mousebird) is the source of this 4619-nucleotide messenger RNA. RefSeq names its product mannosidase alpha class 1C member 1 (gene MAN1C1). The record is from RefSeq and is a predicted model, not a curated record. Bases 732 to 2645 code for a protein of 637 amino acids. Gene Ontology annotation, cellular component: extracellular exosome; Golgi membrane; endoplasmic reticulum. Gene Ontology annotation, biological process: carbohydrate metabolic process; N-glycan processing. The transcript is spliced from 13 exons. Lineage: Eukaryota; Metazoa; Chordata; Aves; Coliiformes; Coliidae. Gene Ontology annotation, molecular function: calcium ion binding; mannosyl-oligosaccharide 1,2-alpha-mannosidase activity.